GUGGGAUAGUAUCAUCUUUUGGGGAAAGAGAAUUGGCUGCCUUUCUUGAAUUCAGCAAAUGUACAACAGAUCACUGCAUGGGAGAAACAGUAUGGCUGAUUGUCUACAUUUUGUAUUAGAAAACAAAAUCAGUUGUAAGAGUACAUGUUGAUCUUGGAAAUAGAAGAUUUUAAAAAGUUAAGUCUACAGAGUAUAAAAGCUUGACCAUCUCCUUUUUGAGCUAAAGAGUGGAGGACAAUGGAUAUCAUAGAGACAGCAAAACUUGAGGAACAUAUGGAAAAUCAAACCAACGACCCUACAAACACUUAUACAAGGCCUGCUGAACCUGUUGAAGAAGAGAACAAAAAUGGCAAUGGUAAACCUAAGAGCUUAUCCAACGGGCUGCGAAAGGGUACCAAAAAAUACCCAGACUAUGUUCAAAUUGCAAUGCCCACUGAAUCAAGGAACAAAUUUCCCCUAGAAUGGUGGAAAACAGGCAUUGCAUUUGUGUAUGCUCUCUUCAACUUGGUCUUGACAACUGUCAUGAUUACAGUUGUACAUGAGAGGGUCCCUCCCAAGGAGCUCAGCCCUCCACUCCCAGACAAGUUUUUUGAUUACAUUGAUCGAGUGAAAUGGGCAUUUUCUGUAUCAGAAAUAAAUGGGAUUAUAUUAGUUGGACUGUGGAUUACCCAGUGGCUGUUUCUGAGAUACAAGUCAAUCGUGGGGCGCAGAUUCUUUUUUAUCAUCGGAACUUUAUACCUGUAUCGCUGUAUUACAAUGUAUGUCACUACUCUCCCUGUGCCUGGAAUGCAUUUCCAGUGUGCUCCAAAGCUCAACGGAAACUCUCAGGCAAAAGUGGAACGGAUUCUACGGUUGAUUUCUGGCGGUGGAUUGUCCAUAACGGGAUCACAUAUCUUGUGUGGAGACUUCCUCUUCAGCGGUCACACUGUUGUGCUGACACUUACUUAUUUGUUCAUCAAAGAAUAUUCACCUCGUCACUUCUGGUGGUAUCAUUUAAUCUGUUGGCUGCUGAGUGCUGCCGGGAUCAUCUGCAUUCUCGUGGCUCAUGAACACUAUACUGUCGAUGUGAUCAUUGCUUAUUAUAUCACAACUCGACUGUUCUGGUGGUACCAUUCAAUGGCCAAUGAAAAGAACUUAAAGGUCUCAUCACAGACUAAUUUCUUGUCUCGAGCAUGGUGGUUCCCCAUCUUUUAUUUUUUUGAGAAAAAUGUACAAGGCUCAAUUCCUUGCUGCUUCUCCUGGCCACUGUCCUGGCCUCCUGGCUGCUUUAAAUCAUCCUGCAAAAAGUAUUCACGGGUUCAGAAGAUUGGCGAAGAUAAUGAGAAAUCUACCUGAGAAGCAAAACAAAGGCAUCAGCUCUUAUACCAAAAGAGUUAACGCUGUAACCAAAGGUAUAGUUUUGUUUUUCAGUUUAGGAGAAGUGACUGACAAAUGAAGAAAUGGACCAAAUUGUGUGUAAAUGAUUAGAAAGAUGAACAAAGUAUUAUCCCUUGACUGGUUUUUAUUCAUCCUGGGAAAAGUAAUUCUCCUGCAGCUCUUCUUUCAUUGGUGACAAGCCCCCAAACUGGGAUUUUACUAAUGAGCUUGUUAAAGAGGUGCCAAAGAACAUAUUACUCCUUUCCUCAUUCUUUUUCCACUAAAGCCCUCUACUUCAGAAUGUUGGAUUUUUUUCCUCCCAAGGUCAGAAGAAUUUGUUAAUGUUUUAAAUAAAAUAUCUGGAUGUAUACA
Orycteropus afer afer is the source of this 1728-nucleotide messenger RNA. RefSeq names its product sphingomyelin synthase 2 (gene SGMS2). Gene Ontology annotation, molecular function: ceramide cholinephosphotransferase activity; sphingomyelin synthase activity. Gene Ontology annotation, biological process: sphingomyelin biosynthetic process; ceramide biosynthetic process. Gene Ontology annotation, cellular component: endoplasmic reticulum membrane; Golgi membrane. The record is from RefSeq and is a predicted model, not a curated record. Lineage: Eukaryota; Metazoa; Chordata; Mammalia; Tubulidentata; Orycteropodidae.